AUGUGGCAACUCAAACCCCUUCUCCUGCUCAUCGCCGUCUUGCUCGGCGCGCUGGCGUGCACGGUGGCCGGCGACGGCGGGAUGCCACUGGUCAUUCCCAUCACCAAGGACGCGGACACCUUGCUGUACAGCGUCAGCGCCCCCGUCGCCGAGAACGACCAAAUCACCAACCACCUCGUCCUCGACCUCUCCGGCCCCAUCAUCUGGUCCACCUGCCCAGAUGGCUACGUCGCGCUGGGGUGUACCAGCCCCGCGUGCAUGCAAGCGCACCGCUUCCACCCGCCCAACUGCCCGCAGACCGGCUACGGCAGGCCUGACGCCGACAAUCCCCGCCGCUGCAAGUGCACCGCCCACCCGUACAACCCCGUCACCGGCGACACAGCGUCGGACGACAUGACGGAGUUCACCACCUCCGUCAACGCCACCGACGGGUGGAACCCUAUUUACACGGUGUCAUUCAUGGUAUCAACGUCCUGCGCGCCGGAAUCCUUGUUAACGGGGCUGCCGUGGAACAACGUUGGUGUCGUGGGGCUCGCGAGCUCCGCGCUCGCGCUCCCCGCGCAGAUCGCGGAUACGCAGAAGGUGCCCAACAAGUUCGCGCUCUGCCUCCCGAGCGCUGUCAGCAACGGCGUGGCCAUCUUCGGCGGCGGCCCGCUCUUCCUACUCCCGCCAGGGACCCCGGACCUCUUCGCGACGCUGGCCGGUGACACGCCGCUCCGCAAGCAUGGCAAGUCCACCGGCUACUACAUCUCGGCGGACAAGGGCAUUGCCGUGAACCAGAUCCAAGUUCCGCUCGACGGCUAUGGGGCGGCGCCGCUACUCAUCGCGCUUUCCUCCACGAUCCCGUACACGGCGCUCCGGUCAGACGUCUACCGCGCGUUCAUCACGGCGUUCGACCAGGCCACGUCAGAGAUGGCACGGAUCAAGCCGGAGACUCCGCCGUUCGAGCUGUGCUACAACUCCACGCAGCUGAGGCAGAUGCGGAUGGGCUACGCCGUGCCGCAGAUCGACCUGAUGCUGGAGGGCGGCAAGAACUGGACAUUGUUCGGCGGCAACACCAUGGCAAGGGUGAACGACAACACGGCCUGCCUCGCGUUCGUGGAGAUGAGGGAGGAGAACAAGCAAUACGGGUACGGCGGCGGCCCCAAGGAGGCGCCAGCGGUGGUGAUCGGAGGGUUCCAGAUGGAGAACAACCUGCUGGUGUUCGACGUGGAGAAUCAGCGCCUCGGGUUCAGCUCGCUGCUCUAUGCCAAGCAUACGACGUGCAGCAACUUCAACUUUCUCAAGUUUCCCAUGCCUGCGUAG
This is a messenger RNA of Lolium rigidum, 1305 nucleotides long. Its product is annotated as chitinase CLP-like. Gene Ontology annotation, molecular function: aspartic-type endopeptidase activity. The record is from RefSeq and is a predicted model, not a curated record. The transcript has a single exon. Gene Ontology annotation, biological process: proteolysis. NCBI's taxonomy places the organism in Eukaryota, Viridiplantae, Streptophyta, Magnoliopsida, Poales, Poaceae. The coding region runs from base 1 to 1305 and encodes 434 amino acids.